GUGUAAUGGUUAGGCCCUACUGAUGGGUCUGCAGACAAUCAGAGACAGAGUCUCACUUUGUCACCUUAGGUAGAGUGCCAUGGCGUCACACUGCUCACAGCAACCUCCAUCUCCUGGGCUUAAGCGAUUCUCUUGCCUCAGCCUCCCAAGUAGCUGGGACCACAGGCACCUGCCACAACGCCCGGCUAUUUUUUUGUUGCAAUUUGGCUGGAGCAGGUUUGAACCCGCCACCCUUGGUAUAUGGGGCCGGCGUCCUACCAACUGAGCCACAGGUCCUGACUCAUUAAGAGCAAAAAAAUCACCUGAAGGAGGAGGAAGUUACAAGAUUUGGGUCUCAGUAUUUCUGAGUGGGACGCACUUGAUGGGAGGCAAGCACAGAACUGCAGAGCAGAUCUGGAAUAUAAAAAGAGCAUCACAGUGCCGGCUACUUUCUGAGAACAGGAGAAAAUGAUUCAGGCCCAGGAAUCUCUGACCCUGGACGAUGUGGCUGUGGAGUUCACGUGGGAGGAGUGGCAGCUCCUGGGCCCUGCUCAGAAGGACCUGUACCGGGAUGUAAUGUUGGAGAACUACAGCAACCUGGUGUCAGUGGGGUGUCAAGCCAGCAAGCCAGAGGCACUCUGUAAGUUGGAACAAGGAGAACCACCAUGGACUAGAGAAGAUGAAAUCCACUGUGCAGCCUGUUCAGAAAUUGGGAGAGUUGGUGAUUAUUUACCAGAGCACUUACAAAAUGAAAGCAUCAUAAACAGAGUAGAACCAUGGUGUGGACUUAAUGCAUUUGAAAAUAUCGUUCAUCAGAACAAAACUCAGUUUCUGUUAAGGCAAAAUCCUCAUCUAUUUGACUUAAAUGGAAAAAGUACAAAAUCAAACUCAACUUUAGUUAACCAGAGCAGAAGCUAUGAACUAAAGAGUCCUUCUGAAUUCAUCAAAAAUGGGGGAUCCUAUCUUCAUGACAAGGAAAAAUGUCAUACUGAAAUUAAAUUCCCUGCAAGUCAAAAACUUAUCAGUACUAAGUCCCAAGUCAUCAGUCUCAAGCAUCAGAAAACUCAAAAAAUAGAGAAGCCUCACAUGUGCAGUGAAUGUGGGAAAGCCUUUGUCAAAAAGUCUUGGCUCACCGAUCACCAGAUCAUUCAUACAGGAGAGAAACCCCAUAGAUGUGGUCUCUGUGGGAAAGCCUUCUCCAGAAAGUUUAUGCUCACUGAACAUCAGAGAACGCAUACAGGAGAAAAACCGUAUGAAUGCCCUGAAUGUGGCAAAGCCUUUCUCAAGAAAUCACGGCUUAACAUACAUCAGAAAACACACACAGGAGAAAAACCCUACAUUUGCAGUGACUGUGGAAAGAGCUUCAUCCAAAAAGGAAAUCUCAUUGUACAUCAGCGAAUUCAUACAGGUGAAAAACCUUAUAUAUGCAGUGAAUGUGGGAAAGGCUUCAUUCAGAAGACAUGCCUCAUAGCCCAUCAGAGAUUUCACACAGGAAAGACGCCCUUUGUGUGCAGUGAAUGUGGAAAAUCCUGUUCACAGAAGUCAGGCCUCAUUAAACAUCAAAGAAUUCACACAGGAGAGAAACCUUUUCAAUGCAGUGAAUGUGGGAAAGCCUUUACAACAAAGCAAAAGCUCAUUGUGCAUCAAAGAACUCAUACAGGAGAGAGACCCUAUGGCUGCAAUGAGUGUGGGAAAGCCUUUGCGUACAUGUCUUGUCUCGUUAAGCAUAAGAGAAUACACACAAGGGAAAAACAAGAUUCAGUCAAGGUGGAAAUCCCCCCCACAGAGAGCCACAGCUCUUUACAUACCAGUGAUGUCAUGAAGGAAAAAAACCCUGCUAACAUGGUGACCACACAAGUGCCUUCUGUGGUCCCUCAGACAUCCUUAAACAUCAGUGGCCUCCUAGCAAAUAGGAAUGUAGUUAUUGUGGGACAGCCUGUGGCCAGAUGUGUGCCCUCAGAAGAUAACAAAGGAUUUGAGCAGGAGAGAAACGUUGGGAAUGCAGUAAAUGUGGUUGUACCUCCAGUGAUAAAUUACGUCUUAUUUUAUGUCACAGAAAACACAUAGGAAAAACACUCAGAUAUAAUCUAUGUAGAAAAGGGUUGAGCAGAAAUUUCUAGUUCACUAUAUGGCAGAAAAGUAUAUAUUGAGAGAAAACAAAUAAAUGCAGAGGCUAAGAAGGCCUCAUAAACUCAUCUAAAUAUGUGCUUUAAUACAGAGGCAGAAUCUGAUGUUAACCCCAACAUAUACACAGUAACUGCUCGAUUGUGCCAACUAAAUGAGUGAAGGAAGCCUGAACUCAUUUAAAUGGAGGAAAUAAGUACUCAGAAUUUUUAAAUACAGAUAAGAUAAUUGGUAUCUGGAAUAUUGCUAUGAAUGACAAGCCACAGAAGGGACGGUUAGUAUGGAAUGGGUUAAUAUUUAAUUGGUGGGAUAUAGAGUACAUAUAUGUUAAUUCAUAUUCAGUUUCCCCAGAGCAGCAUACAGGAUGAACUGAAAACCAGGACCCACUUUUAGAACUUCAUUUAUUUAACACAGAGUAAAAGGGAUAUAAUUUAUUGUUCAGGGAACAUAGUACUUUAAGAGUUGAGGGAAGGACUACUCUUAAGGGUACCUAAGCACCUAAGAAAACCAGUUUUAUUUUUCUAUUUUUUGUUUUUUUGUUUUUUUUUUUUUUUUUGAGUCAGAAUCUCACUGCCACCUGAGCUAGACUUCCAUGGUGUAAUACCUCAUAGCAAUUCAAACUCUUGGUCUCAAGGGAUCCUCUUGCGUAAGCCCCCUGUAUAGCUGCGACUACUGGCACCAACCACAACACCUGGCUAGUUUUUAUAUUUUUAGUAGAGACAAGGUCUUGCUCUUGCUUAGGCUGGUCUCAAACUCGUGAGCUCAAGGAAUCCACCUGCCUUGGCCUCCCAGAUUGCUAGGAUUACAGGUGUGAGCACUGAGUCCGGUGAAGUUUUUCUUUCUUUUUUUUUUUUUUAAUGCCUGUGCUGUGUCUUAUCUCCAAGAGAUUACAAAGUCCUUGAUAAUCUUUAUGGCUACUUAAAGUUCUUGAAAAGUUGAAAACAAAAUUUAAAAGAACUCAUUUCCUUAGUUGCACUAGCCACGUCUCGAGUGCUCAAGAGCCAUAUGUGAAUCAUGGCUACCAAAUCGGACAGCACAAGAAGCAGAACUUUUUGGAAAUAAGGAGUAAUCUCUGUCAUCACUUCCAACGUCCCAAAAAGUUAACGUUGGAGAAUUGGUUUAAAUGACUUUAAAUUUCCCAACACAUAGAAAAAAGUAAUGAUACAUUGAUUUGGAAACUGAAUGAAUGAACUAAUGUGUUAGUCAAAAUGUAUUUCAUCAUUGAAGGUAAUGACAAUUGUAAAGAACUGUUGUCGGCUCUGUGCCUGUGGUUCAAGCAGCUUAGGCGCCAGCCACAUACACCUGAGCUGGCAGGUUCAAAUCCAGCCCAGGCCCGCCAAACAACAAUGACGGCUGCAACCAAAAAAUAGCCAGGUGUUGUGCCAGGCAUCUGUAGUCCCAGUUACUUGGAAGGCAGAGGCAGGAGAAUCGCUUGAGCCCAGGAGUUGGAGGUUGCUGUGAGCUGUGAGGCCAUGGCACUCUACCCAGGGUGACAGCUUGAGGCUGUCUCAAAAAAAAAAAAAAAAACCCAAAAAACAAAAAAACUGAAUUGUCAACCAAAACUUUUUGAAUGUGUGAUUAGAGACAUAAUAACUAAAUACAGAAGGGGCAGAGAAGAAAAGGAAAAGUAUCCUUAGAGUAAGUAGAACUCAGAGGAGGUAAGAACCUUUGUCACUAAGAGUAGAAGAAAAGUAUAACAGGUGAGAGAUGGGACCAGGUGAGUUCCUUGUGAGAUGGCUCCGAGAUAACUCCUUACAUUGUCCACAGACCUGUCACCCACCACAGUUACCAUUUCAAAGAUACCAGAUCCUCUGUAACUUGCUGAAUUGAGACAUGUAAAUUCUAUUAUUUUCCUCAUUCUUCCCACAGUCCUAGGACUGAGACUCUUGGCCUUCUUUAUCUGAAGUUCUCUAGCUUAAUCCCAUAAGGACAUACUAUCCAAAGCAGUAUCUUGCUCAUAGGAAGAGAAGUGGAAAUUUGCCUUGCUGUGGCUGUCUCAGAUUUCAGUAGAAAUCCUGAGUUAUUGAAUAAUUUACUACUUCGGGAUUUUUUUUUUUUUUUUGAGAAAGAGUCUCAGUCACCCUAGGUGGAAUGCCACGGCAUUGUCAUAGCUCACAGCAACCUCAAACUUUUGGGCUCAAGUGAUCCUCUUACCUCACUUUUUCUAUUUUUAGUAGAGAUGGGAUCUCACUCUUGAUCAAGCUGGUCUUUUCCUAAGCUCAAGCAAUCUGCUCGUCUCACCCUCCCAGAGUGCUAGCAUUAUACUCAAUGAGCCACUAUGUCUGGCCUUCAGGAAUAUUUUAAAGUACUAUCACUGGGCAAGGCACUAUUUUACACAUGGGGGAUAGACGGGUAAACAGGGAAAGGAACAACCUUUACAGACCUUACUGGGCGGAGAAAAUAAAAUGAACUAUGUAAUGUCAGGAGGAAGAAAAAUAAUGUCUAGUAUUUGAUAGUAGUGUGUAGGUAAUAAUUGGGGCUUUUA
Nycticebus coucang (slow loris) is the source of this 4588-nucleotide messenger RNA. It is a transcript of the gene ZNF350, whose product is annotated as zinc finger protein 350. Lineage: Eukaryota; Metazoa; Chordata; Mammalia; Primates; Lorisidae. Gene Ontology annotation, molecular function: DNA-binding transcription repressor activity, RNA polymerase II-specific. The record is from RefSeq and is a predicted model, not a curated record. Gene Ontology annotation, biological process: negative regulation of transcription by RNA polymerase II. The coding region runs from base 448 to 2046 and encodes 532 amino acids. The transcript is spliced from 6 exons.